UAACUCUAUGGUUGCGUUGCGUUGUUGAGUCGAUGUCGACGAUGACAAUAACCUAUUGUAAACAACAGGUUUAGAGAAUCGUGUUUGUAAAUAGUGAUCGACCAAAUAAAAAAUGGAGUGUAAUUAAAGCAUGUACAUCGAGCGUUGAGUUUAAUUUAUAUCGAAGUUCAUGCAGCAAAGAAAUGACAAUGGACGUCCAAAGGCAUUCAGUGCACACACUGGUGUUCCGCUCUCUAAAAAGGACACACGACAUGUUCCUAUUGAACCAAGGCAGUCUGCCACCUGUCAAUUCAGACUUACAAAAGAUGAAGAAAUCUGUGAAAGCAAAGGACUCAUAUGGACCUGUAUUAGAGAGAGUUAAAAGUAGCCUUCAAAAACCUGGAAGUGAGAACGAGAACAACAACCCUCCACUGCCAGGCGACGAAUCGUUUAGAGGUAGCGGCAGCUCGGUUGUGCCUUACAAUCCUGCGCAAGGAAGCCUGACGAGUAGCAACCAACCGAAUUCGAUUCCCGGGGGCAACGCGAUGAUUGCUCAACAGAAAAAAACACCUUCGAUGGCUAAACCGAAGUGGCACGCUCCUUGGAAGCUGUACAGGGUGAUCAGUGGGCAUUUAGGGUGGGUCAGGUGCUGCGCGGUUGAGCCUGGAAACGAGUGGUUCGCGACCGGGUCCGCAGACAGAGUCAUCAAGAUAUGGGAUCUGGCUAGCGGGAAGUUGAAGGUGUCGUUGACCGGGCAUAUAAGCAGCGUGAGGGGGCUCGCGUUUUCCCAGAGACAUCCGUAUCUGUUCUCCUGCGGUGAGGACAGGCAGGUCAAGUGCUGGGACCUUGAAUACAACAAAGUGAUAAGACAUUACCACGGCCACUUGUCGGCUGUUUACUCAAUGGCCCUGCAUCCAAGCAUCGACGUGCUGGUCACAGCCGGCAGAGAUUCCACGGGUAGGGUUUGGGACAUGAGGACGAAAGCGAAUGUACACACGCUGGUUGGACACACGAACACGGUCGCAAGCGUGAUCUGUCAAACGGCCGAGCCUCAGAUUGUCACCGGUAGCCACGACUGCACGAUAAGAUUGUGGGAUCUUGCAGCGGGAAAAUCGAGAGCGACGCUCACUAAUCACAAGAAGAGCGUCCGAGCCGUCUGUUUCCACCCCUCCUUGUACAUGUUCGCCUCGGCUUCGCCGGACAAUAUAAAGCAGUGGAAGUGCCCCGAAGGGAAAUUCAUACAGAAUUUAUCAGGACACAACGCCAUCGUCAACUGUUUAGCAGUGAAUCCCGACGGAGUGUUAGUCUCCGGGGCUGACAACGGAACGAUGCACCUCUGGGACUGGAGAACCGGAUAUAAUUUCCAACGAUUGCAAGCGCCAGUUCAGCCGGGCUCGAUGGACAGCGAAGCUGGUGUAUUCAGUAUAACGUUCGAUAUGUCUGGUACCAGGAUGAUCACCACAGAAGCGGAUAAGACUAUUAAAGUUUAUAAAGAAGACGAGACAGCCACCGAGGAGACGCAUCCAGUGAACUGGAGGCCGGAUAUAAUAAAGAGGAGGAAGUAUUAAUCAACGCGCGAUCAAUUCGAUAAACAAAGACGAUUUUAUUUUCAUUCUCAAUUAUUAAAGCUCUUCGUCCAAGUCGAAUUCCUCCUCCGGGAAAUCUCCGACUUUGAUGUACGCCGGCUUGAUGAAUCCACCGUACUUCGGGGGGCACUCGAAGUACUUCUUACCGUUUACUCUAGAAUUUUAUGGAUUUGUAAGAUACAUAUAAGUCUGGUAUAAUACACAUAAAUUUGGUAUAAUAUAAUAAAAGAGAAAUAUGAUUUCUUAC
Ceratina calcarata is the source of this 1812-nucleotide messenger RNA. It is a transcript of the gene Tango4, whose product is annotated as transport and golgi organization 4. Gene Ontology annotation, biological process: mRNA splicing, via spliceosome. NCBI's taxonomy places the organism in Eukaryota, Metazoa, Arthropoda, Insecta, Hymenoptera, Apidae. Bases 183 to 1547 code for a protein of 454 amino acids. The record is from RefSeq and is a predicted model, not a curated record. Gene Ontology annotation, molecular function: protein binding. The transcript is spliced from 10 exons. Gene Ontology annotation, cellular component: catalytic step 2 spliceosome; Prp19 complex; precatalytic spliceosome.